GUCUUCUGUAGUCAAUAAAAUUGUCAAGUAAUUCAUCAGCAAACUUGAACUUUUUAGAUUAUUUUACCAAAUUAUCUGUUAAAUUAUUUUUCAGUAUUAUAGUGAUAAUAAAAUAUUAUAAAAUAUUAAUUAAUUUACAAAAUUUAACAAAUUAGCGCUUAGUUCAAAGGCAAAACAUGCUAAAUGUUUGAACGAGAUGGGUUCAAAACCGCCAAUAUAUCAUGAAAAACAAGUAAAAGAAUUGUGUGCAUUGCAUGCACUGAAUAAUUUAUUUCAGACUAGGAACACAUUUUCGAAGUCAGAAUUAGACACAAUUUGCAGUAGGCUAUCUCCAAAUGUAUGGAUUAAUCCUCACCGCUCCAUGCUGGGUCUUGGCAAUUAUGACAUUAAUGUAAUCAUGGCUGCUCUUCAGAAGAAAGGUUGUGAGGCUGUGUGGUUUGAUAAAAGAAAAGAUCCUGGAUGCUUAGACCUCUCAAACAUAUGUGGGUUUAUUUUGAAUGUGCCAUCAGAUUAUAAGCUGGGUUUUGUAAUGUUGCCUCUUCGACGACGGCAUUGGAUCACUAUCAGACAAAUACAGGGCAACUUUUACAAUCUCGACUCUAAGUUAGAUUCUCCACAGUUAAUAGGAAGGAGUAGUGAUUUAAUAGCAUAUUUAAAAGAACAAUUAGACAGCAAAGAAAAGGAAUUGUUUGUGGUUGUGAGUAGAGAGGUUGAAGAAAAACAAUUGUGGAUGCAUCAGUACACGCUGAACAACCGGGGGCAUGAGACACAUUCCGAUCAGAAGGAUGUUGACCCACAACGUGGUAGUCCAAAUGAUAGUUUAUCUUCUGAUUACAACAACCGUGAUUCCGAAUGUCUGCGGUUAAAUGAGGUCAGAAACUGUUUUGUUAACAAAGAAAACUUUUAAGUGCUUGCAUAGCACAUUGGUUCGGUUGUGUGUUUGUGUGACUAAUCAAUGUAAGAUUUAUUAUAGUAAAGGGAUAUGAUGUUGACAUCUAUUAUAUUAUCCAUAUUUAGUAACUGUUAUAAUUACACCAUCAACAAAAUAAUAUUUAAAAAAAACAUUACUACAAGAAAGUCGUAGUCAUAUACAUAAUUAUGUAGAUAUGCACAUGCAUAUAAUCCAAAGUUCAAUUUUAAAAUAUUGUAUUUUAAUAUAUUUAUUGGUGUUUCGCUAUGAAGAACUAAACUACUCCGAGGUUAUAAAUACGAAUAGAAAUGUAUUAAGUACUUAAUUUUGAAUGUUAUUUAUAAAUUAUAGUUUUUUUGUUUCUUGUUAUUGUCAUUAAUUUGUUUUUUAAAGUUGCAUUUAAUUAUAUUGUUGAAUAUUAGUUAAAAAUUACAUAACAUAUAUCUCAUUUUGAAUGAGAGCAAUAUAACGGCCUAAAGUAAGUUAGAUCUCUAAGGGACUGAAUAUUUUGUAUUUCUAAUAGACAUUUAUUUAAUAGUAUUGUAUGAAUAUCUAUAGUCGUAAAUUUUUUUUUUAUUUACAUAAUAUUUUGGUCAGUUAUAUGCAAGAUGUUUCAUUGACAUUGUUUAAAAAGUAUUUUGAUCUUGUAAAUUUGCGAUCAAUAUUAUAAAUGUUUGUCAAUCAAUUACCUUAAAAAUGUAAUCGAGUAGGUUUUAAACAAGUCAUUUUUGAAUAAUCAGAUUAACAGAUAAUAUAUAGAUGCUAACAAAUGAAAUUGGUAAUAUACUAAUUGAAUAAGUAAUUUUUUCUCUAUCAAUUAGACGCUUGUAUACUUGGAACCAAUAGUUUAUAUUAUAAAUAAUUUAUGUCAACAUGCUGUGAAAUUAAAAAAAUAAUAAAACUUGUACAUUCAUAUAAUAGACAAAAUUAAAACAAAAAUAGACUGCCUAUGUCUAACCGAUGUGUAAAGUCCUUAAUUCCAGAGAGUUACCGCGUCUAUACCUUAUUCCAACCUCAAGAGGAGUAAAGACAAAUAAACAACAUUGAAAUUAACGCAAUAUCAUUGGUCGAAGAUCGAGAACUUUUAUAAUCUAUGGUAUUCACUAUGGAUACUCAUAAAAAAGGCGUUUUGAAUGUCCGCCAAAUUGUAACUUUGGAAGUGAAAUUAAAUUCGUUUUAAGUAGUUAGGUGAAAUAUUGUUGUAUUAUAAAAAAAGUAAAAUUAAUCAAGAAUUGAUUGUAAUGCAUAUUACAGCAGAUCUAUUAGCAAAUCGCAUGGAAUAUGUAAAUCUAAAGUUGGUUUUUCCUUACACCUUCAUUGGGAUACAGAGAUACUUUGAGGCAUGAAGUUAUUUCAGUUUUGUGGAUAUAUAAUAUAUAUUAAAUUAUUUCUUCCUACAUCCUACAUGCAAGUUUCCUCAUGACGUUUUCUUUUAUACCAAGCAUGAGAUUUAUAAUCACAAAUUAAGCGAGUGAAUAACAAAGCGGUGCUUUCGAUUUUAAUUCGCGAUCUACCAGUUUCAUCCAUGGGCUCAUCUCGGUCGGCUUCAUGAAUCAUUACUUGCAAAUGAAAUGUUUUAUUGACUCUUUAAUUUCACAGCAUAAUAUGAAUUCAAUAUAACGCCAAAUACUAACCAAAAUUGUAAUUAUAGUAUCUAUUUACAUUCAAACUACUGACUUCCACUGUCUAACAGCACACAUAUUUUGCUCGCAAUGUUCGAAUAUCACAAAACAGUGAUUCCAAUGUUUUAUAGUACUGUUACGCCGGUUAUAGAUGCGACACGGCUCAAAAUGUACCUAGCUAUAUUAUAUCGUAAAUUUGUUUUUAUUUUGAUAUUAUUAUUUUGUCCAAGUAUGUUUAUUGGUGGUGUUGAUCCUUGCCCGACAUUUCAUACUGCCUUGGAACUUGGAUCUUGCACUUAAUUAAGUGUGAAAGGAAUACUUUACAUUUCUUAUGUUGACAAUGUCGUUGGGCAAUGGAGACCAAUUACCAUAACUUAGUCCGUUUGCCUUUAUCUUCCUUACCUUUGUCUUCCUGCUAAAAAAAAAUAAGUAUAAUUUAUAAAAAAAAUCUCAUUUUUAUACAUAAUUUUGAUUUAAUUAUGAUGAUUGUAAUCCAAAAUAUAAUUCUCCCUUUAUAAAGAGAUUUUUUAUUAAAAAUGAGUUCAUUUUAAUCUUUAAAAGCAUGAGGUAUUUACUAUGGAUAUUAAUCGGCUACAUAAAGAUUUGAAUGGAAAUGGCGCUAAAAAAUGAGUAAAAAAACAUUUUCAAUCAUAAACAUCGUUACAUUAAUUGGUGGUUUAUCUUUUUUUAUUUUGUUUUAAUCUUAAAUGAUUAUGCUAAGAGAGAGGAUAAACGCCAUUUAUUGUUAAAAACAAAAAGCAAUACUUUUUUUAUAUAUUUAGAAGUGUAAUUUUUUACGAGUAAUAAUUUAUAGUUAUUUUGUAAGUCAGUGUGUGUGGUAUGUGUCUGGUUUGUUGUAAUCUGUGCCUGUAAUGUAGGCAGCUGUGAAUUCUAUCACCAUUCUAUAAGGAAAGAAUUAAAAUGUAUUUCGAUUCUUAUAUCUUUUACUCUAUAUUGUUGUAAAUAAAUAUUUUUCCAAAAUAAAAGCGUUUAAUUCUAUUUUUAAAAUUUAUAUUAUGUACAUACUUUUUACCAUUUACUAUUUAAUUUUUAAUAUAAACUAUAUUACCAUAUAAUAUUUGGUACAUACUGUAUGGUAAUUUAUCUUUGGUUUAUAAAUAGAAACGGACAAAAUUUUACUUAAUUA
Molecule: messenger RNA, 3679 nt
Organism: Nymphalis io (European peacock)
Lineage: Eukaryota; Metazoa; Arthropoda; Insecta; Lepidoptera; Nymphalidae
Gene: Josd
Product: josephin-1
Exons: 4
Coding region: 197-907 (236 amino acids)
Biological process (GO): protein deubiquitination
Molecular function (GO): cysteine-type deubiquitinase activity
Source: RefSeq, a predicted model, not a curated record